Molecule: messenger RNA, 493 nt
Organism: Tinamus guttatus (white-throated tinamou)
Lineage: Eukaryota; Metazoa; Chordata; Aves; Tinamiformes; Tinamidae
Source: RefSeq, a predicted model, not a curated record
UUUAAUAUUUUGUUUCAGAAAGACUCCAUGAAAGAUGACAGAAGAAGUUAUUGUUAUUGCAAAGUGGGAUUAUACUGCACAGCAGGACCAAGAACUUGACAUCAAGAAAAAUGAACGUCUUUGGCUAUUAGAUGAUUCCAAGACAUGGUGGAGGGUAAGAAACGCGGCCAACAAAACGGGAUAUGUGCCAUCAAAUUAUGUGGAACGAAAAAACAGCUUGAAGAAAGGUUCUCUGGUUAAAAAUCUAAAAGACACAUUGGGUUUGGGCAAAACAAAAAGAAAGACGAGCGCGCGAGACGCCUCACCGACUCCUAGCACCGAUGCCGAGUACCCAUCCAACGGCAGCAGCGCGGACCGGAUUUACGAUCUUAACAUUCCAGCCUACGUGAAGUUUGCCUAUGUCGCAGAGAGGGAGGAUGAACUGUCCCUGGUCAAAGGGUCCCGGGUCAUCGUCAUGGAGAAGUGCAGCGACGGCUGGUUUUUAUUUUUUUGA